Athene cunicularia (burrowing owl) is the source of this 3202-nucleotide messenger RNA. It is a transcript of the gene INSYN2A, whose product is annotated as inhibitory synaptic factor 2A. Gene Ontology annotation, biological process: inhibitory postsynaptic potential. The transcript has 4 exons. The record is from RefSeq and is a predicted model, not a curated record. NCBI's taxonomy places the organism in Eukaryota, Metazoa, Chordata, Aves, Strigiformes, Strigidae. Gene Ontology annotation, cellular component: postsynaptic density. The coding region runs from base 105 to 1559 and encodes 484 amino acids.
GGAUCUCCUGACGGCCAGCUCGCCCCGGCGGAGGGAGGGAGGGAGAUGCAGCGCGAGGGGAGCGCCCAGACCGCCACUUCUGCCUGAGGAAGCGCUAAGGCAUCAUGGUGAGUAAGGAGCCCAGCAAAUGCUUACUCACCACCUCGGAAAGCGAAGUUGAGCCGGCGGCUUCACUCGCAUUGGAGAUGAAAUAUGCACUGGAUCCCAACCGGCAGAUUAAGAAACGAAACAAAGCCCUCCAGGUGAGAUUUAAAGAUAUCUGCGAGGCCCAGAACGAGCAGAGGGACAAACAGCUGUCCACCACCCAGGAUCCCGACAAGAGAGAAGCCAAGCCCAUCUCCUACAAAACGGCUUAUCGCAAGUACAUGACAGUGCCUGCCCGGAGGUCGAUACCCAACGUCACCAAGAGCACAGGAGUUCAGACUUCACCCGAUCUUAAAAAGUGUUACCAGACCUUUCCCCUGGACCGGAAAAAAGGGAAUAUUCUAAAAAGCGCCUCGACUGUCGACACCUUUAAGAGCCAAAACAACGGGUUUCUAAUAGACGUUAAAGACAAAGAGGGCAGAAGCUCAGGGGAGGGCGUCCCGUGGAGCAAGAAGGCCGGCAGCCUGCAGACGGCGGAGUUCAUCUCCCACAUCAACGAGCGCACCAACACCGGAUCUCGCGACAACGGGGCCGAGGCCUGGAUAAGCAGCGAUUUGCACAGCUCUCCCAAAGAGCCGCCGCCUCCUCCUCUCCCAAACUCAGCCGACCCCGCUUUGGAGGAGCCCGCCGCUGCCCGGCCGCCCAGCCGAGGGAAACCGGCGGUGGGGCGGCCGGGGAGCGAGGAGGUCACCCAGCCCUUCCACGGGAGGGUCUUCAAGACUGAAGUGGCCACCGUUUAUUUACCGGCGGCUAGCUCAAACGCCUCGCAGCCCGACCUGCCAAACCUCGUGGCUGAGACUGAGUGGUCCCCGUGCCCACCAGCCGAGGAGGACAAAAAGAGGACCGUGCACCUCAACGGGGUUCAGCCCCAGGCGGGAGAUGCUCGAGCCUGCUCGUCGCGGGCGCAGUGUCAAACCACCGAAUGUAACAACGAACAGACCCUUCAGAUAAACGUUUCACCUAUGGAGGAGAACCAGCCUUGCCAGACGGCCGUCGCUGUGAGCGAGGAAUGCCAACAAAUCGUGCCUCACACGGAAGUUGUGGACUUGAAAGCGCAGCUUCAGAUGAUGGAAAAUUUGAUCAGCUCUAGUCAGGAAACCAUAAAAGUGUUGUUGGGUGUUAUACAGGAGCUAGAGAAAGGAGAAGCUCACAGAGAAGGGCUUUCAUAUCGGACUGGUCAAGACACGGCUAAUUGCGACACAUGCAGGAACAGUGCAUGUAUUAUCUAUAGUGUGGAAUUGGAUUUUAAACAGCAAGAAGAUAAACUACAGCCAGUUUUGAGAAAACUUCAUCCUAUUGAGGAAACUCAGGUUGCACCUUUGCCUUAUUCUCAGGAGAGCUACUCCUCCACUCCCAAGCAAAAAUCCAAAACUGAAUCAAAAAAGCAUGGAAGAUGGAAACUCUGGUUCCUUUAACCCAAGUCCUUUACAUGUGGAGUUCAAGGCCUUCUUUGAAAAAAAAUAUCUGGAGUUCUAUCAAUCAUCUAUGAUGGAUUCUUGGUAGACUGAUCAGUGUUACUGGCCAGCGUAGUUCUUGACCGUUCUGGCAGCAUUUCCGUUCUCACCGUAUGUACCAAAAAGGCCUUUGUACCUAUAAACUCGUGUCCAGAAGCAAGGCGUUAGGUAAUACCUUGCCAACUUCUAUUUGCAGUUCACCAAUGUGGGAUGUAAAACCUGAAUUGAAAUUUGUACAAAGAUGGAAAGUAAAACUAUUUCCCUCCCCCCUUAGAUCUGAAAGCAUCACAUUCUAACCUGUUAAAUUGUAGGCUGUCAUCCUGUACACAGCUAAAUAUCACUAUUGUUUUAAAGCUUUUGGGGGGUUUGGUUUAUUGUCUUUAAAUAACAACAAGGGGAGAAAAAAACAACAAAAAACAAAAAGCAAGCCUUACGUUUGCAACGGUCUUCAGUUUUACAAAUCCAUGUUGAUCGGGGAGUGCAGUUUUCAGCACAUAUAUCCUGGACAAAGCACAAUUUUUUCAUGUGGUCCAAGACCAUGAAUAAUCUCCAAGAUGUGACUCUCUGUAUAUCUGCCUUCAUGCGACGUAGACUUCAACCGAGCGACCCCAUUUCGCCAACGCACCGUCACGUCUGACCCAGCCGGGUCCUCCUCACCAGACCAACAAGGCUGCCGCUCGCCCACACGGGUCCCCGGGACAGGGGAAGCCUUUCACCACAGCAAGCUGACAGGGUCAAGGCUACGGGACAAUCAUCUGUCCUAGAUCUCACUUCUAGUCUUUUGGUACCCAAAAGGUCUAAACAACACAUUCUGGCAGAGAAAUUAAAAAAAAAAAAAAAAAAACAAACAACCAAACACAAAACACCCCACAAACAGAAUAAUCAGAAGCUCUACAGAUUGUUGGCAUUUGCCAUGAUUUAGUAUCUUUUUGUAACACAGUCUUUGAAAAACCUCUACACUGCUGCAGAAGGCACCAGAAAAUUUAUAGAAUGUAUCAGGCUUUGAAACCUGUUUGGAAGGAGCAGUAAUUUUAAAUGCUGUUUAUUUACUAAGCUUCUCCGAUGGGUUUCCCAACAUACUAUCACUUUUAUCUCAAGCAAUUCAUUGUGCUUCUAACCAACUCACUUAGGGAAGAGAUGCAAACCAAUUCGUUCCUAGUUUUUUGGUGUGGGCUUGGGUUUGUUGUUUUUUUUAAAUGACAUUUAAAAUUUUUCUCUGAAUUAUAAACUGCAACUUUUUCCUUUAAGUAUUUGCUUCUGUCAUUAGACUUGCAUCUAGAAUGACCAUCUGUGGAAAAAUUUCUCACACUAGAAGUGGCCAGGGAGUGGGAUUUUUUUUUUUUUUAAGAUAAUUUGAGUCAUACAAUGUCAUAUGACAAAAUGCUUUUCUAAGAAUUGGUUUUGAAAUUGCAGACCCUGCAGCAUCAGUACGAUACAAAUAACUGUCUUUAGGUGGCAGAAAUAUAAUCAUUGGCAGAAGUGUUUACACAUACUGAAAACAUUUAAGUGUUUUCAUGUACACCAUUUUUCCUCUUAGCUCAGCAUCAAAUUCAUUACUACAAGAAAACUUGAGGAAAAUAAUUUCCCCCCCCCUCAAAACACAA